Molecule: messenger RNA, 6142 nt
Organism: Tupaia belangeri chinensis (Chinese tree shrew)
Lineage: Eukaryota; Metazoa; Chordata; Mammalia; Scandentia; Tupaiidae
Gene: DAAM1
Product: dishevelled associated activator of morphogenesis 1
Exons: 26
Coding region: 373-3582 (1069 amino acids)
Biological process (GO): actin cytoskeleton organization
Cellular component (GO): stress fiber
Molecular function (GO): actin binding; small GTPase binding
Source: RefSeq, a predicted model, not a curated record
GAGGGUGAUGUCACCUGCGAGUUGGUAACCUACGAGCGGCUGUGAAGGAAACUGUUUAACCGGAUCCCAUUGUACCCGGAGCGCAGAGCCGCCUUUCCAGCAUGCAGGGGCUGCUCAGUGGAACAGCAAGUUCAAGGAUGGAAGUGGAUGUCUAUGUGUUGUUCGAAGUUCCAGACAUCAGCAUUGGGAGCGAACCUGUGGCCCUGAAUCUCAAGAGCACAGCUAUUACCUUAUGUUUCCUUCUGUUUCUUGCCAUGGUGCUCUACGUGAAGGGAACAUGGAAGUUGCUGGCAAACUGACUUGUCUGAAGCAAGGGCUUGGCUACUAAAGAUGAGAGUUUAGUCACAUCAAGAAAUAGCACAGAAUCCAGCCAUGGCCCCAAGGAAGAGGAGUGGACGGGGGAUUUCAUUCAUCUUUUGCUGUUUCCGAAAUAAUGACCACCCAGAAAUCACAUAUCGGCUGCGAAACGAUAGCAACUUCGCACUUCAGACCAUGGAGCCAGCAUUGCCCAUGCCCCCUGUGGAAGAAUUGGACGUCAUGUUCAGUGAACUUGUGGAUGAACUUGACCUCACAGACAAACACAGGGAAGCCAUGUUUGCACUUCCAGCAGAGAAAAAAUGGCAAAUUUACUGUAGCAAGAAAAAGGACCAGGAAGAGAACAAGGGAGCUACAAGUUGGCCUGAAUUCUAUAUCGAUCAACUCAAUUCCAUGGCUGCUAGAAAAUCUCUGCUGGCAUUAGAGAAGGAAGAAGAAGAAGAAAGGAGUAAAACUAUAGAGAGCUUGAAGACAGCACUAAGGACAAAACCAAUGAGGUUUGUAACCAGAUUCAUUGACUUGGAUGGCCUGUCAUGUAUUCUCAACUUUCUCAAGACCAUGGACUACGAGACCUCGGAGUCUCGGAUACAUACCUCGCUCAUUGGAUGUAUAAAGGCGCUAAUGAACAACUCUCAAGGUCGGGCUCACGUCCUGGCUCAUUCUGAGAGUAUUAAUGUAAUUGCUCAGAGUCUGAGCACAGAGAACAUUAAAACAAAGGUGGCCGUGCUGGAAAUCUUGGGCGCCGUGUGCCUGGUUCCCGGGGGCCACAAGAAGGUUCUGCAGGCCAUGCUGCACUACCAGAAGUAUGCCAGCGAAAGAACCCGCUUUCAGACAUUAAUUAACGACUUGGAUAAAAGCACUGGGCGUUAUCGGGAUGAAGUGAGUCUCAAGACGGCUAUCAUGUCCUUCAUCAAUGCAGUGCUAAGCCAAGGCGCAGGAGUGGAGAGUUUGGACUUCAGACUUCAUCUUCGUUAUGAAUUUCUUAUGUUAGGAAUUCAACCUGUCAUAGAUAAAUUAAGGGAACAUGAAAAUUCAACAUUGGAUAGGCAUUUAGAUUUUUUCGAAAUGCUCCGCAAUGAAGAUGAACUAGAAUUUGCCAAACGAUUUGAACUGGUUCACAUUGACACAAAAAGUGCAACUCAGAUGUUUGAGCUGACCAGGAAGAGGUUGACUCACAGUGAAGCUUAUCCUCACUUCAUGUCCAUCCUACACCACUGCCUCCAGAUGCCUUAUAAGAGGAGUGGAAACACCGUUCAGUACUGGUUACUACUAGACAGAAUUAUACAGCAAAUAGUUAUCCAAAACGACAAAGGACAGGAUCCUGAUUCCACACCUUUGGAAAACUUUAAUAUUAAGAAUGUUGUACGAAUGUUGGUUAAUGAAAACGAAGUUAAGCAGUGGAAAGAACAAGCAGAAAAAAUGAGAAAAGAGCACAAUGAGCUACAACAGAAAUUGGAAAAAAAAGAAAGAGAAUGUGAUGCCAAGACCCAAGAGAAGGAAGAGAUGAUGCAGACGUUAAAUAAAAUGAAAGAGAAACUUGAAAAGGAGACAACUGAGCAUAAGCAAGUCAAGCAGCAGGUGGCGGAUCUCACGGCGCAGCUCCAGGAGCUCAACAGGAGGGCUGUGUGUGCUUCAGUUCCAGGAGGCCCCUCGCCUGGAGCCCCAGGGGGACCCUUUCCUUCCUCUGUUCCUGGGUCUCUCCUUCCACCCCCACCACCCCCACCUCACCUGGGGGGAAUGAUUCCUCCCCCACCACCUCCCCCACCUCCAGGUGGCCCUCCUCCACCCCCAGGGCCUCCUCCCUUAGGGGGAAUCAUGCCACCUCCUGGUGCUCCAAUGGGUCUGGCACUCAAGAAGAAAAACAUUCCUCAGCCUGCAAAUGCCCUGAAAUCCUUCAACUGGUCUAAGUUGCCCGAGAACAAACUGGACGGAACAGUUUGGACGGAAAUUGAUGAUACAAAAGUCUUCAAAAUUCUAGAUCUUGAGGACCUGGAAAGAACUUUCUCUGCCUACCAAAGACAGCAGAAAGAAGCAGAUGCCAUUGAUGACACACUGAGUUCCAAACUUAAAGUCAAAGAGCUUUCGGUGAUUGAUGGUCGGAGAGCCCAGAACUGCAACAUUCUCCUAUCAAGGUUGAAAUUAUCCAAUGAUGAAAUUAAACGGGCAAUUCUAACCAUGGAUGAACAGGAAGAUCUGCCCAAGGACAUGUUGGAACAGCUCUUGAAAUUUGUUCCUGAAAAAAGUGACAUUGACCUGUUGGAGGAGCAUAAACAUGAACUGGAUCGGAUGGCCAAGGCUGAUCGGUUCCUUUUUGAGAUGAGCCGAAUUAAUCACUAUCAACAAAGGUUGCAGUCGCUGUACUUCAAAAAGAAGUUUGCCGAGCGUGUGGCAGAGGUGAAACCUAAAGUGGAAGCAAUUCGUUCUGGUUCUGAAGAGGUGUUUAAGAGCAGUGCCCUCAAGCAGUUGCUAGAGGUGGUUUUGGCUUUUGGAAAUUAUAUGAAUAAAGGCCAAAGAGGGAAUGCCUACGGAUUCAAGAUAUCCAGCCUAAACAAGAUUGCUGACACAAAAUCGAGUAUUGACAAGAACAUUACCCUUUUGCACUAUCUGAUAACUAUUGUGGAAAAUAAGUACCCUAAGGUUCUCAAUCUAAAUGACGAAUUGCGGGAUAUUCCUCAAGCAGCGAAAGUCAACAUGACUGAGUUGGACAAAGAAAUAAGUACCUUGAGGAGUGGCUUGAAAGCAGUAGAGACAGAGCUGGAAUAUCAGAAGUCUCAACCACCACAGCCUGGAGAUAAGUUUGUGUCCGUUGUCAGCCAGUUUAUCACGGUAGCCAGCUUCAGCUUCUCUGACGUUGAAGAUCUUCUAGCAGAAGCUAAAGACCUGUUUACAAAAGCAGUAAAGCACUUUGGGGAAGAGGCUGGCAAAAUACAGCCAGAUGAGUUCUUUGGCAUUUUUGAUCAGUUUCUUCAAGCUGUGUCAGAAGCCAAACAAGAGAAUGAAAACAUGAGAAAGAAGAAGGAGGAUUUUUUAGAGCGUCGAGCUCGCAUGGAAGCUCAGCUCAAAGAACAACGUGAAAGGGAACGUAAAAUGAGAAAGGCAAAAGAGAAUAGUGAAGAAAGCGGGGAGUUUGAUGACCUCGUUUCCGCUUUACGCUCAGGAGAGGUGUUUGACAAAGACCUUUCCAAACUGAAACGGAAUCGCAAGCGCAUCACCAACCAGUUGACAGACAGCAGCCGAGAGAGACCAGUCACGAAACUUAAUUUCUAAUUUUCCUUGAAUACUUUUUCACGAAGCUGAUGAGCCACCCUUUGAAGUGACUAGAAGGUUUCAUCACACUGCCUUGCAAUCCGAACAGUGGCAAUUUCUUCUUCCAUCUGUGAGUGGGUGCGUGAAUGUGCGUGUAUGUAAAUGUAUGUGUAUAUAUAUUAAAAAAAAUGUAUAUAGAAGUCUGAGUGCUGUCUGCAGAUCUAUCUGUAUGUUUAACAUAUUUUAUGUUGAUGUAUGUGCUCAGAAGCCCUUCGCGUAUGCAUUCAUAUUGAGUGUGGCUCAUUUUCUUCCCCUGGACACCGUGACUGUUCAGAAGCACAAUAGUAUCUCCUGAAAGAGAUGACAGAGACAUUCCCUUGAGUAAAAUUUAAAAACAACAACAACAAAAAACUUUUAAAAGGAAAAAAAAAGAAAAAGGCUUGAGAAAUAUUUUAGGGUUUCCAAGCUUGGUAUACUUUGGAAUUAUUUUCAUUGGUGGAACUGGAGUUGGGAAAAUACAGACUGAAAAUGGUUUGGAUAGUUGACAGUGUGAUGCUGGUGCCGCGCAUCAGUAAUUCAUAGGACCAGCUUAGGAUUUCUGGUGUUGGUGUGGGGAUAUGGUCUGUCCAUGUUUAUGGAGAACUUCUUGCACACGAUUUGGGUUAUGUAGAAUGUCAACCAGAAGUUUUGUAUAUAUUUUGAACACUGAUGUUUUUUUUCUCCCUAAUUUCAUCAAGUUCUCAGUCAAGUACUCUUGAUGAUUUCUUUACAUUGCUUUUAGAAAGAACACUAUCUAAAUGCAAUCCGCGUUCUUAUUAAGGAACGAAAUUGUCAAAUUGUGCUUGUUGUCCUAACAAUAUAGAUAUAUAAACUUUAAAAAUAUAAUUCCCACCCAAGAUUUAAAGGAAGCAUUUUUUGAAGGGAUAAAGAUUAUUGGAAAAAAAAUUUUUUUUAAUGGGGUGCCUUUUUUUGGUAUUUUCUAUUUUCUGUUUUGUAGGACAAGCUGCAUCUUCUGUAAAUAUAGGUCUGGCCACUUUGAUAAUGCACAAAAAUGUCAACCACGUCAACAGAGAUGCCCAGAUCUGUUUAUCUCUAAGUAUAUUUGAAGUGGUUCGCUGUUUAUACGUUGUCAUUUUAAGUUGUAUGUCAGUAAAGCUACCUGUAAAAUUUCAGUCCAAACAAAUAAAGCUCUCAGGGAGAAAUGAAUAAAAACAAUGAACAUUAGAAAAUAAAAUAUAGAUACUUACCAUUAAUCUACCAACUCUUAAUAUCUUUAAAUUAUAAGAUAUAUAUAAAAAAGGACUGUUACUUUUCUUCUGUUUUUUUUUUUUUUUUUUUUUUGCUUUGCUUUAUUUAUUUGUAGUUGGGGAGGGGGACUAAAGUUUUCUUUUAUUCUUUCCAUCAGUCCUAUUGUGGUUGGGUUUCCUGUGGAGAGAGUAGUUUGUCCUGUUGCACUAGAACAUUAUUUACAUGCUAAAUUGAGUUUUUCCUGUCAAUUAACAAAUAUUUAUUAAGCAUCUACUGUGUACCAGGCAUAGUAGGACUACAGUGGUAAGCAAGACAGAAUCCCUCCCCUCAAGAGCUUACGUUCUGAUUAUUAUGGGGAUAUUAUGGGAUGAAGACUACCAAUGUACGCGCUGUACAGGAAUCGUACUAUUAAAAGUGAUUUGUAUAAACUAUAAUGCUUAGUGCAGAUGGCGAGGUAUCUGUGCUAUGUGAAAGCUGUGAAAUAGUACUCUAGGAGUUGUCAAGAGCUGUGGUUUUACAUUUUUUUCCUUAUUCCAAACUUAGCAACUUGCUAUGUAUUAUAUGGAAAUUAAUGAUGCCAGUAAAUAAAACAGUUGUAAGUACAAAGCAGAGGUCAUUCCCCCCACCCAUGUUACCCAAGGUCUGCAAAUACACCAUGUAGAAGGUCCAGACAGAGACCAGAAUCAAAAAGGCUGGGAGAUGAGGACAAGGGGACAUGCUGAUGAUUCUGUCUGUUCCUUAACUAAAGUGCCUCUAUGUGUAUUCUUUUCUAUUUAUAGCAGGAGAAAUUUGAUCUGGCUCCAUUUUGGAACUGUGUUUUGGAAAUGGCUUUGUCUUACAGUUCAAGGAACAGGACAAGUGAAGAGAGAGUCACCUUAAGGAGCAAGUUGGUAUAGCAUGUCCCUUUUGCCCUUUUUAAUUUUGCCCUCAUUUCGAUAUGGCCAUCCUGGUGGGCCUCUUUUGCCAUUUCCAUUUUUAGUUUUUUUCCCCCAAAACUGUGUGCAGGUAAUUCCACGUGCCAUUGUUAAAGAAAAAAAAAAACAACUACUUUUUAGAUUGGUGCUGGUGUAAGUAGUCACUUUUCUCUCUUGGGUGUGUAUUUUAAAGUUUUUGUUUGUUUUUAAAUUAAUGCCAAAAAGAAAAAGCAUUAUAAUUUGUAAACUUAAUUAUAUGUCUUGUAUCUUAUUAGCUUAGUAGUCAAAGCCACUUAGUCUUUAGGUGCAAGACUGUUGUUAUAGUACCAAGAAGAAAAAAAUGUCGUAUGUGUUACAAGACUGUACAUUUUUUUAAAAAAAUAGCAAUAUGCAAUAAAGAGAUGAAUUCAUUGGGUGUA